Messenger RNA from Sphaerodactylus townsendi, 1472 nucleotides. Its product is annotated as filamin-C-like. The record is from RefSeq and is a predicted model, not a curated record. Gene Ontology annotation, biological process: actin cytoskeleton organization. Gene Ontology annotation, molecular function: actin filament binding. The transcript has 6 exons. The annotation marks the transcript as partial. NCBI's taxonomy places the organism in Eukaryota, Metazoa, Chordata, Lepidosauria, Squamata, Sphaerodactylidae.
AUGAAAAUCUUUCUGCUCUCUGAAGUGCUACUGGAAUUGAAUUUUGUUCCCGCUCAUAUCCUGUUUCCCUUCCAGGUGUGUGCCUACGGGCCGGGACUGAAGGGCGGCUUCGUUGGGAAGCCCGCGCCUUUCACCAUCGACACCAAAGGAGCUGGGACCGGGGGGCUGGGUUUGACCGUGGAGGGCCCCUGCGAAGCCAAGAUCGAGUGCCAAGACAACGGCGACGGCUCGUGCUCCGUUUCGUACCUCCCCACCGAGCCCGGCGAGUACGCCAUCAACAUCCUCUUCGCCGAAGCCCACAUCCCCGGCUCGCCCUUCAAAGCCGACAUCAAGCCCGUCUUCGACCCGUCCAAAGUCACCGCCAGCGGGCCCGGCCUGGAGCACGGCAAGGUGGGAGAGGUGGCCACCUUCAUGGUGGAUUGCUCCAAGGCGGGCGACGCCGAACUGACCAUAGAGAUCAUCUCUGACUCGGGGGUCAAGGCCGAGGUGCUGAUCCAAAACAAUAGCGACGGGACCUACAGCAUCACUUACAUUCCCUCCUUCCCCGGCACCUACACCAUCACCAUUAAAUAUGGUGGCCACGCUGUGCCCAAGUUUCCCGCCCGCGUCAACGUUGACCCUGCUGUGGACACCAGCAACGUGAAGGUCUUUGGACCAGGAGUGGAGCCACGAGGUGUUCUACGCGAGGUCACCACCGAGUUCACCGUGGAUGCGCGCUCACUCACCAAGACGGGGGGCAGCCACAUCAAGGUGCGCGUCAUUAACCCCUCAGGUGCCAAGACGGACACCUAUAUCACCGACAACGGAGACGGCACCUACCGGGUCCAGUACACUCCCUACGAGGAUGGCGUACAUCUGGUGGAAGUGACUUACGACGACGUGCCGGUGCCCAAGAGCCCCUUCCGGGUGGGCGUCACCGAGGGCUGCGACCCCAGCCGCGUGCGUGCCUACGGCCCUGGACUCGAGGGGGGGCUCGUGAACAAGUCGAACCGCUUCACCGUGGAAACCAGGGGUGCGGGGACUGGCGGUCUUGGCUUGGCCAUCGAGGGCCCGUCAGAGGCCAAGAUGUCUUGCAAGGACAAUAAAGACGGGAGCUGUAGCGUCGAGUAUAUCCCAUUCACGCCAGGCGAUUACGACGUCAACAUCACGUUCGGAGGGCGCCCUAUCCCAGGGAGUCCUUUCCGUGUUCCCGUCAAGGACGUGGUGGGCUUAUGACGAAGAGUGAGAGUGUUUCCGACCCUAUGGAGCCCGGGGGCUGGCGUGAGAGCCCGGGUCCCCCAGACCUUCACCGUUGACUGUAGCAAAGCUGGUCUGGCUCCUCUGGAGGUGAUGGUUUUGGGACCGUCAGGGGCGGCCGAGCCAGUGGAAGUGCGUGACAACGGGGACGGCACUCACAAGGUGAACUACACUCCGGCCACAGACGGGCCGUACACCGUGUCCAUCAAGUACGCCGGGCAAGAAGUUCCUCGCAG